AUGAGAAUCUUAGCUGUCCUUGCAAGCUGGACUUGUGCCACCCUGACUCUAGCUUCCUGCUUAGCUGCCUUUUCCCAGGGUUCCAGCACCCAGGCCUGUGAAGACAUGUGGCCCAGGCACACACAUACCUAGCCCAAGCACCCUGGUACCCACCACAUCACCAUCCAUACCAGCAGGUCUUCCUACAUGCCAGGAGCCAAGAUUCCAGUGUCUGCCCAAAGCAGUUGCGACUCCACCAGCUUUCUGCUGCAAGCACACACAGCGGCUGGUCACCAGAUAGUGGGCACCUUUGUCUUUAAUCCUCGCCAUUCUAAACUGAUGACUUGUUUUGAAGAGACUGAUACUGUCACUCACUCUGACAACACCCCGAAGAGGACACUGUUGUUCAUGUGGAGCCCUGCCCAGCCUGUGGGGGACAUUAGAUUCCUCAUUAGAGUGACAAAGUUAUUGUGGGAUACAGAGAGUCUGUCUCAGUCAUCUUCACACACAUCUACUGUAAGCAGCAAUGGCCAGCAACUCAGUGGAGAGAUCAACCCAAUCCUACAACUAUCUCUGGAUGUCUAUAAGUUAGAGAUGCUUGUGACUCUCAGAAAGGGGUCCCUAGACAGUGUUGUUUCCAUCCUGAGCACCCAUCAGACUCAGAAUGAUCUGAGCUUUGAUUCUUUGGAAACCUGCCUGUCCUUGGAUAAGGGUGAGCAGGACAAGAUGACAGCCUCUAAUAGGCCUGUGAUGGGCCCUGGUCCGCACAUUGCUCACAUUCCCAAGCCUCAGCAGUCAGACCUCUCCACCUCAAGGGCUUCUGAUAGCUCUUUCUAUGAGACAAAGCACAGGGCAGAGUGUAGAGAAGGCACUGCAGAGGAUGGUAUGGGAUACCUUAGCAAGACUGACCUAAGGCCUGAGGUGAUGCUAGAGGGAGCCGGUGCCCCUUUGGUGAUGCAGCUCAGGACUCCACAGCUGGGAAUCCUGAUUUGCUUGUCAAUCACCCUGGGUGUGGCUCUGGCUGCUGGACUUUGCUUUCUGUAUCCUCAGUGUUGCCACAAGUGGACAGAAGGGUCCUCCAGUGAACCUACAGCUGAUACUGUUGACGACGGGGAGGUGGUGCAUGUCAGGAGGACAGGUGAUAACAGUCUCUCUGUAGAGAACAAGAACCUUGUCCUCUGA
Mus caroli (Ryukyu mouse) is the source of this 1161-nucleotide messenger RNA. It is a transcript of the gene Reeld1, whose product is annotated as reeler domain containing 1. Gene Ontology annotation, cellular component: membrane. The record is from RefSeq and is a predicted model, not a curated record. NCBI's taxonomy places the organism in Eukaryota, Metazoa, Chordata, Mammalia, Rodentia, Muridae.